UUCUCUUUGCCUCAGUCACUUCCUUCCUCAGCCUCUUCCUCCCCUGUGCGUCGAAUAAGGUAACUGGCCCGAGCUAAGGCUGCAGCAGGUUUUCAGCGGGCAAGAAAAGGAGGCUGAGAGGCGAGCAGCAAUGAAUGUGGAUCAUGAGAUUAACCUCUUAGUGGAGGAAAUUCAUCGUUUAGGUUCAAAAAAUGCUGAUGGGAAGUUAAGUGUGAAAUUUGGGGUCCUCUUCCGAGAUGACAAAUGUGCCAACCUCUUUGAAGCAUUGGUAGGAACUCUCAAAGCUGCAAAACGAAGAAAGAUUGUUACAUACCCAGGAGAGCUACUUUUGCAAGGUGUUCAUGAUGAUGUUGACAUUAUAUUGCUACAAGAUUAAUGUGGUUGCAUAUCAUUGUUUACUGUUAUUUUCUGGUAAACUGGAAUAUUUUCAAGUCAAAGGACAAACGUGAACAUACUUAAUGUAUUUUUAUAGAACUUUGUAAACAAAAAGACAUUCUAGAAGUCUGUCCUUUUUAUAUCUUGAAAGAAAAUUUAUGUAUUACAUUGUAAAAUAAAUAAAACCUAUUAUUUUUCUCAGGAAUCUGUUUGGAAAAUGUAGACAUUGAGGCUUUUUCUUGGUGGGCAUGUGAGUGUUUCAUAAAUCAUUCUUAGACAAUUUCUACAGGUAAUUGGCAUUCUGUGAAAGCAAGAAACAAACUGGAGACCAGCUCCCACAAAGAAUAUUAUAAUGUUUAUGUAAUAAA
Pteronotus mesoamericanus is the source of this 743-nucleotide messenger RNA. RefSeq names its product ABRA C-terminal like (gene ABRACL). The record is from RefSeq and is a predicted model, not a curated record. Gene Ontology annotation, biological process: regulation of actin filament-based process. The transcript has 3 exons. NCBI's taxonomy places the organism in Eukaryota, Metazoa, Chordata, Mammalia, Chiroptera, Mormoopidae. The coding region runs from base 131 to 376 and encodes 81 amino acids.